Molecule: messenger RNA, 2642 nt
Organism: Amphimedon queenslandica
Lineage: Eukaryota; Metazoa; Porifera; Demospongiae; Haplosclerida; Niphatidae
Exons: 8
Coding region: 153-2516 (787 amino acids)
Biological process (GO): signal transduction
Molecular function (GO): protein binding
Source: RefSeq, a predicted model, not a curated record
UAAAAAAAUCAUCUGGCAGAAGGAAGGAAUACCCAUAGAGGAGCAGAGGCUACUUUUAUAGCAGUAAAGAGCUACAAGAUGGUAGCCAAAUCUCAGAUUAUUGUAUCCAGAAAUACUCUACAGUUCACCUUUUGCUUCUUUUGAGAGGAGGCAUGCAGAUUUAUGUCAAGACACUAUCAGGAAUGACCAUUCCGCUUGAAGUUGAGCCUUCUGAUACUGUAUGGCUUGUUAAAUUAAAAUUUCAAGACAAAGAAGGUACUCCACCUCAUCAGCUAAGGCUCAUUUAUGCUGGCAAACAAAUGGAAAAUGAUCGUACCUUAUCCGAUUAUAAUAUUCAAAGAGAAUCUACAAUUCUUGCAAUUACUCGUCUUCGUGGAGCACCAAGUGUAAGUCGUGAUUUCACUAUUGCAAUGGUGGAUUCUUGGCCCAUCAAUGUUUCUGUGGCAAUGCAUGAGACUAUAUCUAGCUUUAAAAAACAUACAGAGCUCAUUCUAGGUAUACCUGCACAUCAGCAACUCCUCGUUUUUAAUGGAAAAAUUCUUAAUAAUGAAGAAACAUUAAAGAACUUAGGAUUUUUUGAAAAUAUCCACCCAUCAGAAAAAUUUGAGAUAAGGCUGUUGAUCAACCCACAUCUGAAGACAACUGUUAGUGUAGUAUUAUCAGACAAUCUUACUCUGGAGUUUGAUGUAAUACUGGGUGACUUAACAGCUCAACUAAAAGAGCAAAUUGAAGCGAAGAUGAAGAUACCAGUCAGCAAGCAAGUCCUCAUUAAUAGGUCAAAUAACAAAUUAUUAUCAAGUAACAACAUUCCUCUUAGUGAAUAUUAUGUCCACGAAAAGUCAAUUAUUGAUCUUCAUGUCCACUUUUAUGUCAGAAUUUUGAUGCCCUCUGGUGAGAUGGCGUCUAUAUCAACUGUUUCAAAUGAAAGAGUAUACAAUUUAAAGCUAAGGCUGCUUCAACAAUUUGAGAUCAAUCCUUCAUCUCAAUUUUUACUUCAUGACGAUAUUGAGCUGGAAAAUGACAAGGCUUUUGCUGAUUAUAAAAUUUUUGAUGAUGCUUUUCUGAAACUGAAAGAGGUUAAAAAAUUUUCUCCCAAAGCCAAAAAAGUUAGCAAGAGUUGUCAAGAUUCAUUAGUUCAAGAUCAUAAGUUUUUGGUCUUUGAAAUAACAAAUGAACCAGUGUUGCUAAAAGCAUCUGGAAAUAAAGAACAAAUUGUCAAAGAUCACAGUUUUCAGUUUAAUUUUCUUGUGCCCUUUUCAGAUCAGUUUAAGCAAGUAUUGUUCAGAAACCAAAGGCUUUACACAAUUACUGGAAACGUGGAGCAGACAUUACUCUGGGAAGAACAAGGCAUUAGUAUCAUUGUUCCUGAAAAUGCAGUACCUUCCUCAGUCACUUCAUUUGAUAUUGCUGUCAUACCAGUAGUAAACGGAAGUUUCUCAUUCCCUCAUGAUACAAUUCCAGUCAGUGCAAUCUAUGCUAUUGGCACCUCAUGCAAGCUUGACUACCCAAUUCAGAUUAGAAUCCAGCAUUGCAUUGAAAUAGUUAAUCCUUCACAAUGCAAGCUUCUAUACUUUGCUAAAGCUGAGCAUGCUGGUUACUCACCACCUUAUGAGUUUAAUGCACUGGUAAAGGAUUCUGCGGGCCAUUUUGAAGUUGGCUCUUCAUAUGGAAUGAUAGAAACAUCUUCUUUUACUUUCUUUGGUAUCAUAAAAGAAGCUGCUUCAACACUUUGGUCUCAUGUGUGGUAUCCGCCUGUCAGCCGCUACAAAUUGUUAGCCUUUCGUCAAUGCACUGCUAAUCCUAAAGUCUGGAAUAUAUACCUUGUUGUAACACAGAAUAAUUCAGCACACAUUCAGAAUGCUGUUGAUGAAUUGACCAGAAGGUCAAUGGAAAGAAUGCCAUCAUCUGAAGCAAUAUUCUCUUUUACAGACCCUCAAAUUGCAUUUAGUGUUUUAGAAACACCUGCCAUGGAAGGAUGGCAAAUAACAAGUUAUCAAGAUCCCUGUGAAAUUCUCAAGGAAGAUGUUGAAUUAUAUUGCUGCUAUCGUGGUGACCUUCCUAAUGUUGCUAUCCGUAUUGAAGCUCCAAGACUGAAUGAAAGUUUCAUGCAUAAAAUUAAUGUAGUAGGAACAAGCAAUUCACCACAAUCAGUGACCAUUUCCUGGGAAGCAAAUUUUAGUGAUGCAGUAGACAGGCAUGUUUCAGUAUUAAGAGCAGCCACAGAUAUUGAUCAUGGAGCAGGUCCUGCUUUUGCUGACCUUAUGAAUGAUGUGGCAGCAAAGGCUCCAGAUAAAUGGAGGAGUGUUGCUAUUAUGCUUAGCAUCAGUCCUGAGCAUGUGACUGCCAUUAGCGAUCAAUAUCGUGAUGAUCCAAACUCUUGUUAUACUGCCGUGUUUCAAAAAUGGAAGCAAACUCAGAAACGUCCCUAUACUUGGAGUACUGUUGUUGAAGUCCUAAAAUCAAAUCUGGUAAAUAGACAAGACCUAGCUGAAGCUAUAACUAGAAAAUACUUGUAGAUGUUUAAAUUUUAUAAUGUGCUGCACGUACAGUACAAUAAUUUUUGUAUUUAGAUUAUGAUAUGUUACUAUUAUUUUUGUCUGCUUUUUUGGAAACCUUCUUAAAAAAUUUCUCUAAUAAUUAUA